AUGUCGCGUACACACACAGCAGUCGUGGUAGAAGAGAAGAGAACUUCACGCUUGUCUAUACCAGACAAGCUCUUGCAUGGCUUGGAUCCCGAAUGGGUAAAUCUAUGGGAAAAACACGGUAGUUCCAUGGUGAGAGCCGACGAGCUAUCACUUGAAGAAUUCCGGAAAGAUCCAGCUGCGUACAGUUUCACCUACCCAACAUGUUCCGGACCGCCCGUUAUGCACGUUGAUGACAUAGAAAUCCCAGUUUCGCAACCAGCUGGAAACAUCAUGGUCAGGGUCUAUACGCCGGAAGGUCCAGGACCGUUCCCUGUUCAUUUGAACUUCCAUGGAGGAGGAUGGGUUCUUGGAAAUCUUAACACUGAAGCUGCUUGGUGCCGGCACAUGUGCAACAAAGCCCAAAUCAAAGUGAUUGAUGUCGACUAUCGAUUGAGUCCGGAGUUCCCCUAUCCAACCAGCAUCUAUGACUCAUGGGAUGCUGUAAAAUGGACAAUCGCCAACGCUUCUAGUCUCAAUGUUGAUCCAUCGAGUGUUUCUAUCGGAGGUCUCUCAGCCGGAGGCCAAAUGACUGCAGUAAUGGGACAUUUUGCCCGCGACGAGGGCAUUGACCUCAAACUCCAGCUGAUCAUAGUUCCGGCGACAGACAUGCGCUACUGUUUAAGAACCAGAGAGCUGAAUAAGACCAGUUGUCCUUACGAAAGUGUCUUGCAAUACUAUGAUGCACCUUGGGGACCCCUAGGCAGAGAGCAAUGGUUCCUGAAAUAUUGGCUAGGCGAUAACGACGGCAAGUCUUCCUUUUUUGUCUCUCUCUUCCAGAUUACUUAUGUCUGUACUAACCAUUUUUUAGAUACUCAAGAAAGGAUCUUGACGAAGGAUUGGAUUUGCACACCUGUGCUCGCCCCUUCUUUCAAAAACCUUCCGAAGGCACACAUCAUCACAGCGGAGAUUGAUCUUGAGCGAGAUGAAGGGGAAUUUUAUGGUCGACUUAUGCAGGAGGCUGGGAACGAUGUGACAAUGAAGAGGUACCCGGGCAUGCCCCAUGCAUUUGCGCACUACAAUCACCCAGAAAGAGGGCUUUCGCAAAGCUUUGUGUACAUCGAGGAUACGAGUCGACUCCUUCGGGAGGUGCAUUUUGGCAAGGAGUGA
Molecule: messenger RNA, 1146 nt
Organism: Penicillium longicatenatum
Lineage: Eukaryota; Fungi; Ascomycota; Eurotiomycetes; Eurotiales; Aspergillaceae
Product: alpha/beta hydrolase
Exons: 4
Coding region: 1-1146 (381 amino acids)
Molecular function (GO): hydrolase activity
Source: RefSeq, a predicted model, not a curated record